Molecule: messenger RNA, 750 nt
Organism: Pterocles gutturalis (yellow-throated sandgrouse)
Lineage: Eukaryota; Metazoa; Chordata; Aves; Pterocliformes; Pteroclidae
Gene: GKN1
Product: gastrokine 1
Exons: 6
Coding region: 1-750 (249 amino acids)
Biological process (GO): regulation of cell population proliferation
Source: RefSeq, a predicted model, not a curated record
AUGGGGAUUCCUUCUUUAAAGCUACCACUGUUUUCUGGAUUUUAUGAAAAUGGCAAUGGCCACAUGAUAUUCACGGCACAGCGAGGUUUAGCUGAGGAAGCCGUGACUCAGAACUCCUUGGUGAACGGGAAAUUUCCCAACGAUGCCCGCAUUCUCAAAGCACUCUUCUUGCUUUGGAUACUUUUGAUCGAAGUGAAGAACCUCAAACUUUUUCCUAAACAAAAUCACUUUUUCCUCAACUGUUACACCUGCAGUCAGAUUGUGAUUGUUUCUCUUCUUGGAGUUUUCCUGGUUUCAGCUCUUGCUAACAGGAAUGGCAAAAAAAACUUUAAGGGGCACCACAAUGAAAACUCCAACCACUCUCUCGCCGACAGUGGGGUCAGCACCGGCUCAAAGGAGUACUCUGAGGACUGGAAAACUGUCUGGGACAGAAAGACGGGCUACAUUGCAACCAAGGUAUUUUCAAAUAACACCUGCAUCAUUGCUAAAAUGGACAGGAGGUUUUUGCUUGGACCAUCUCAAGGACACAAGGGACCUAGCGAUCGCCAACUUCCACCCAGAGAGAGUCGCUUUGUUAUCUCAAAAGACAGACUCCAAAGCUUGCGCCGAUACGGAAGACGCAUCCAAGCUCUGUGCAGAGGAAUUCCCUCUUACCUUGCUUUCCCCGCCACUGGUGAGUACACCCGUAACCGUGGUUUGUAUACCAACGUAAAAAUUAACAAGAUCACAAAUAAGCAUGAAAAAGAUUGA